UAUUCAUUUCAUUACCUCCGUUUUUACCACAUUAUUAGACAAUGGUUUAACUCCGUUUAAGCAUUUAAACGUUAAAAGCAUUGCACGUGUACGACGAUGUAAUACCUUUUUUUUUUUAACAGCCGAUGACGACGAAGUGAAAGACGAAGAACUUUGUUUGAUCGAUCUUACAAAGUUGGAAGAUGAUUAUCGAGAGGAUUCGCCGGAAGAGACCAACGCGAUCCCUUUAACCCAAUCGCAGUCUGAUUUUCCGUUUACAUCUCUUGCUCACUGGUCUCCCUUAACGCUGGAGGGUCCGUCAACGGCCAUUCCAGGCAGAGGAGAAGGCUUGAUUGCGCCAAAGACUCCAGACAUCGAAUCCUUGCUCCGUGGGGAAAUCAUCGAAAACGACGGUGAAUGUCCAACAGGCACCCGCUGCAACAAACGCAGGAGGAAGCGUAGAUGCGCCCGCCAGCUCGACAAACAUGAUAGAAACAGAAGAAGGCUGAAACAGUACUAUCGUAUACUGGCUCGCACUCUCAUGAAGAUGGCAGACAUGAUUUGAUACAUACUGGUUUGUUAUAUCUGUUCCAUUCGAAUUAUUUUUUCUUUUUUUUCUUUAGAGAAAUAUAAUGGGUGUAGUUCCAUCUGAAUUAGAUGUAGUUAUUGUAGAAGAUGAAGACGUUUGUAAUCAUCAUUUAGAUCCAAACAACCAGAUAGAAUGGGAACCAAACGAUGAUCCGUCUUUGCAAGAUGAUAUUAAUGUGUUAAAUUCAAACACAAACACACAAGCCUCUACACAGCAUCACGAGGUGUUGGGAGGGGCGACACCCUCGGGGGAAUGUUUGGAUUUUUCGGAGGUGGUGGGGGUCAUGCAGAACCAACCGUCAACGGCUGACCAAUCAAUUUCAAAUGAGACCCAGAGGGGUGAUGGGGUAAAUGUCUUGAGGAGGGAAACAUUCAACAAUAUACAACUAUCCAGCGUUUUAACUUUUCCUCAAAACAACGAUGUAACAGAUUACGCCACAUUUUACCGCGGAGUCUUGGGGAGCCUUAAAAAGCUGACACAGAUGGUAACUAAGGAAGCUAGACCCGACGAUAUCAUUCAAUUGGAGUUAUCCGGUGAAAGUGCAAAUCAACACACUUCAUUUACAUUUCGAAACGAUGCCGGGGCUGUGAUGAAUGCUUUUCAAGACGUGUUAGAUCUGUUGGUACAAUCAAACGUUGAAAUAUUGAACGAUGAAGAAAUACAGGUGAUGGUCCAGGUGAUACAUAACCCUCGAGGUGGUGUAAGAAGAAAAAUCGAAACCCUUUUGGAACAUGAAAUCCGCAGAAAAAAAGCUCGUUAUCUUUACAAUCCAUUAAACUCGAAUAAUCAACUAUGUUUUGCCAUUAGCCUAGCAAGUCUGUUACAUCCUGAAUUUACAGAUAACCAGGCUGUGGCGGAGGCUGAAAAAAUACAGAGAAAAGCGGGCUUAGACGAACAGACUUCCGUCACUUUCAGUCAUAUUCGUGAAUUUGAAAAAGUGGUACGUCGUAAAAUUGUCAUACUGUACAGAGAAGAGGGCCAACGACCCCUCUCACGGUUCGAGACGGAUUACCCCAAAUCAGAAAAUCCGUUGUAUCUGUAUUUAUCUCAGAAUCAUUACAGCGGUAUCAUUAACAUUAAAGGUUUUUUGUCAAAACCGUACGUUUGUCACUACUGUUACCAAGGGUACAACAAAUCCGACAGACACAAAUGCGACGGCUAUUGCUUGGUCUACACAGGGUAA
Nerophis ophidion (straightnose pipefish) is the source of this 1751-nucleotide messenger RNA. RefSeq lists its product as uncharacterized. The coding region runs from base 612 to 1751 and encodes 379 amino acids. The record is from RefSeq and is a predicted model, not a curated record. Lineage: Eukaryota; Metazoa; Chordata; Actinopteri; Syngnathiformes; Syngnathidae. The transcript has 5 exons.